Molecule: messenger RNA, 3981 nt
Organism: Plasmodium cynomolgi strain B
Lineage: Eukaryota; Apicomplexa; Aconoidasida; Haemosporida; Plasmodiidae
Exons: 2
Coding region: 1-3981 (1326 amino acids)
Source: RefSeq, a predicted model, not a curated record
AUGAGACGAAUCGUGCGGCUCCUCUUCAACUGGAUCCUGCCGUUUCUUCUGUUUCGCCUGACCCAGGUUGAAAGCAAAUCCUUGAUAGAAAAGGUGACCUCGAAGGGAGACCUAGAUUUAGUCCUACUCUUCGAUGUAGGCUUCAAAGAGAACAAGGAAAAGAAGCGCUCCAAGGCUUUGGAAAAUAUCGCAGAGUUGGCGAAGAAUCUCCUUGUGGAAGAAGCGCGCAGGGUGAAUCUGACCUAUGUGACAUAUGACAGCAUGAAGCAGUCACAGCAGAGUUCCAACCAUCUGAAGGCUCUCAACUAUGUAGGCAUAAAACACUUUUAUGACGCAAAUGAUACUUCUACCAAAAUGAUAAUAAUGUUUAUCCAUACGGAAGGAAUUCCAGCAAGAGACGACACAGAAUUAAAUUUAGUGCACUAUCUAUUAGAUAGAAAAAAUAUUACAUUAAAUAUUUUAACCAAGGUGAAUCUAAAAUCUUUUUGUCAUUAUUUACAUAAAGUUGGUCCAAAUACAAACGAGUUACUUAGAUGUGUAUUAAAAAAUUCUUAUUACCAUAGAUUGAUAUUAACAUACACUUUAGAAAAAUACUACGAUGAUAUUGCUACGAAUGCUACAUGUAGUGAAUGGUCUGAAUGGUCUGACUGUUCUGUAACAUGUAAUAUGGGUUACCAUUUCAGUAAGAGAAAUACAUUAGAUAAUGUUGAAAAUGCUUUAGGAGGGAAAUACAAAAGGACAGGAAAGAACUGCAUAGAUCAAAGAAGUCUUGUAAUUCAAGAAUGCUUCAACAGAAGCUGUGAUCACUCUUUAGAUGUAUGCGAUAUAGAGAUAGAUCUAUCUCUCUUAAUUAAUGACUCAUCUAAUAUAUCUCAAGACUUUUGGCUAAAAUAUAUUUUGAAACCCAUCAGAAAUCUCCUAGCUCAUUUAAAUUUAAGUUCAAAAUUGGUUAAUAUAUCUGUAAGUACUUUUUCUGAGAAGACCUACAACUGGAUUGACUUUUCUUCCAACUUAUCUCGAAAUAGAGAUCAGCUUCUCCUUUUUUUAGAAUAUUGGAGAUUUAAUUUUGGUGGCUCAUCGAAUAAUUUGAGAAGUGCGUUAAGUUAUAUGCAUAACCAUGUUCUCAAUAGCAAUCAGGGAAGACCCAAUGCUCAUAAGGUCCUUGUCAUUUUGAACACAGGUGAUGUGAGCAACAAGGCAGCCAAGGGGGCGGAAGAAAUCAUUCGCAAUAUUAAACUGAUAUAUGCUGCUGAUGUUUAUGCCAUUUGCUUGAACAACACUAAGGGGGGCAACUGCGAGGCGAUCAGCGGGGUUAGCGGCGUCAGCGGGGUUAGCGGGGUUAGCGGGGUCAGCGGGGCCAGCGGGGGCGCGGACGAAGUCGACCAGGCGGGUAUUGCCAAUCAAAACGAAGCUAGCAACUCCUCCGUUGUGGAUGCACCCUUCUUCUACACCUUCAGCAACGUGUCCGAUUUCAGGGAGCAGCUCACCGACAUACAGAAGAACAUUUGCAAAAAUGCGCACCAGGCCAUCGUCGCGGGCAAGCGCCGAAGGAGAAAGAACCUGAGGCGGGCGGACGACGCUGGGGAGAAGAGCGGACGGCGCGGGCGCAGCGGAGACCCGCAGCCAGAAGGGGAGGGCGAGGACGGGGCGGAAGACGAGGAAGCAAAAGAGGCAGCGACAGGGGAAGAGGAAGAGGCAGAAGAAGCGAUAGAAGAAGCGAUAGAAGAAGCGAUAGAAGAAGCGAUAGAAGGUGCCGAGGGGGAGGAACUCGAACCGGAAGUGGCGCCCAGGGCAGACUCAGACGCAGACACAGAUGGAGCAGCAGAGUUAGAAGCAAAAUCGAUAGUGGAGCCAGGUGCAGACGCGGCGUCCGAAUCCGUCGCAGAACCCUCAGCGGAACCCUCAGCGGAACCCUCAGCAGAACCCUCAGCGGAACCCCAAACCGGGCAGAAAGCAGCCCAGCGAGUUGAGCCAAACGUAGAAGCAGAGUCGCUGACUCGAAGAGGAUUCGAUGCAGCACCACGCGAACCCCCGAAGGAGAUCGGAAAAGUAGCGCAGAAGCUGCACGGAGACAACCCGACCAAGAGAAUACCCCUUUACAAUCUCAGUAAGGGAGGAAGCCUAAAAGGGUUGAACAAAAAUAGAGUCAUUCUAAAUUCAAUUACCAACCUGGAUAGAAUAGAUGAUGCAGAAGAGGAGGAGGUAGACGCAGAACCCACUCAGAACCCGUUAAAGAAAUACUCCUCAGAGUACAACAUAGAUGCAUUGCCAUCAUAUAAAAAUAAAGGAAAAAAAAACUUAAUCUGUCGACUGUUGAAAUUUUUAUUCAGGAAAAAAAGAAAAUAUAGGUUACAAAAAAUUGAUCCCAAGGACAAGGAAAGGAUAAAGCAGUUUAUAGCAGAUGUAAGAGAGUUGAGCGACUCGGAAGAGACAUAUCACCAAAGGGAGAAACAAAUAGAAGACGAUUUUAACGUCAUGAUAGAAAGUAUAUUUAAAAAUGAUGGCAGUUCUCCUUUCGGUGACUUUGAUUCUGCGAGUGUGUCUAGCUACGGCUCACAUUUGGAGGACGAGGAUGAGCUGGGGUUGGAGCUGGGGUUGGACCUGGGGCUGGAUCUGGAGAGUACGCUGCCCUGCAGCUGGUUCUACAUUGAUGCGGCGCAGAUGAACGUGGACUACCUGGCAAAGGGGGGAGAUGCUGCCGACGAGGAUGGUCUGUCUGAUGCGGAUACCGCCGAUGACUCCAGUGCUGACUCCGGCGCUGGCUCCAGCGUUGACCUGGACGACGAUUCCGAUGGAGAGAAGGCCACUCCUGCCGAAACGGGAAGGAGCAUUCACGACGACGUCUACAUAGCUGACAUACUGGUGAAGGAGGGAGGCUUUGAUACUAGAGAAGUGAGAAAGUUGAAAAGGAGGAAGAGGUCCAUCGAUCAGGCACAGGGACACGCAGAGGGACAUGGACAGGGAGAGGCCCAGCCACAGGGAGAGGCCCAGCCACAUGGAGAGGCCCGGGCACAGGGACAAUCCACGCAGAACGAAGAAAAUCACGCGGCGAAAAAUAAAGCUGCAGAUGGAAGCGCAGAGAGCAAAGGGGCAGAAGCAUUUCUUCCUGACAGUCCUGGUGAGGAGAAAAAGGGUCAAUAUGAUAAGAAGGAAGAAGCAGAACACGCUGGGGAGGGUGCAAGGGUACCAUCUACUCCUCCCACGCCGCCCCCCACUUCGAAUCCCACUUCGAAUCCCACUCCGCCUCCCACGCAACCUCUCUCGGCAAACGCAAGCAGACCACACCCCCAGAAAAAAUUCAAAUCCAAGUUCGACAUAAUUCAGCGUUUCAAAAAUAUGGCAGCCGUGGUGGACGACAAAAUAGGUGUCAGCUUCGAUGAAAAGAAUUACCCACCCCCAGCAAGCAACGAAGAGAAACGAAAAGUUAGCCAUAUGGAAGAACCUACAGAAGGGAAGAAGAAAGAUGAUCCAUCAUCUGUAGAUAUAGCCAACAGUUUUCAACGAAGGAACUGUUCCAAAGAGUCCAGUAAGCCAUGUGAUCAAGGCGGGGUAGUCCCUCCACCUUCCUCAACGAAUUAUAAGAAAAACGGAACUCAGGCACAUGCAGAAGAAGAAGCACAUGCACAUGCAGAAGCACAUGCACAUGCAGAAGCACAUGAACAAGCACAAGACCCGAAUGCGCAGGUGCAGUACGGCCUCCUUCAGCAAAAGAAUUCGAGCAGUGAGUGGGAAAUAGGAAACUACGACACCGUUGAGGAAGAAGAGUACGUAAACUCGAAUAUAUAUAAAUAUGCGGCUUCCUUCGCUCUAGUCACAGUCGUCCUUAUAGGCGCCGCCUUUCUGUACAUACGCAGUCAGAAGAACCUUAUGGAGCCUGUCCCUGUGGCCUUUAAUGACUUUGCAACCGACAACGUGGCGAAGAAGCUGGAGUGUCGGGAGCAACAUAUUGAAUUAAAGCCAGAAGAGGCGUCUUGGCAGUAG